This is a messenger RNA of Balaenoptera acutorostrata (minke whale), 3401 nucleotides long. It is a transcript of the gene SPINK5, whose product is annotated as serine peptidase inhibitor Kazal type 5. The transcript is spliced from 31 exons. Gene Ontology annotation, molecular function: protein binding. The coding region runs from base 55 to 3012 and encodes 985 amino acids. The record is from RefSeq and is a predicted model, not a curated record. NCBI's taxonomy places the organism in Eukaryota, Metazoa, Chordata, Mammalia, Artiodactyla, Balaenopteridae.
AGCUGGUGAGCAAUGCAAGGAGCAGACGUGUAACCAACUUACAUCAUCUUCAACAUGAAGAUAGCUACAGUGCCAAUGCUUCUGACCCUGGCUCUUUGCCUCAUACAAGAUGCUGCCAGUGAAGGUGAAAAUCAGGAAACAUGCAAUGAAUAUAGGGCACUGAUGAAAAAUGGAAAACUGUUCUGUUCCCAAGAUAAAAACCUUUUUCAAAGCCCUGAUGGAAUAGUGUUCAUCAACAAAUGUGCCACAUGCAAAAUGAUAUUAGAAAAAGAAGCAAAAUCCCAGAGAAGGGCCAGGCAUUUAGCAAGAGCCACCAGGGCUACUGCCCCAGCAAAGUUGAAUUGCAAUGAUUUCAAGCCAGGAAAAAGGGAUGAGCAUUUUCUAUGUACCCUUGAUUAUACACCUGUUUGUGGCACAGAUGGGAAAACAUACAGCAACAGAUGUGCACUAUGUGCUAGGAACGCUAAAACCAGAUCUCAAGUUGGCAUAAAAAGUGAAGGAGAAUGUAAGAACAGUAAUCCAGAGCAGGAUCUAUGUAGUGAUUUUCGGCCUUAUGCGAAGAAUGGAAGACUUGGAUGCACAAAGGAAAAUGAACCAAUUCUUGGUCCUGAUGGAAGGACACACAACAAUAAGUGUACGAUGUGUGCUGAGCUAUUCUUAAAAGAAGCUGAAGAAAAUGCCAAGCGAGAAGGUGAAACCAGAAUUCGACGAAGUGCUGAAAAGAAUUUCUGCAAGGAAUAUGAAAACCACGUGAGGAAUGGAAAACUUUUUUGUACACGGGAGAGAGAGCCAGUCCGUGGCCCUGAUGGCAGGAUGCAUGGCAACAAAUGUGCCCUGUGUGCUGAAAUUCUCAAACAGCGUUUUUCAGAAGAAGAAAAUAAAGCAGAUGAACACCUGAGAAAGGAUAAAGAACAAGUUAAAAGAGAAACUGAGAAACUCUGCAGUGAGUAUCAGGAUCAUGCAAAGAAUGGAAUACCUUUCUGUACCACAGAAAAUGACCCUAUUCGUGGCCCAGAUGGGAAAAUGCAUGGCAACUUGUGUUCCAUGUGUCAAGACUUCUACCAAGCAGAAGCUGAAGAAAAGAAAAAGGCUGAAGCAAAAGCAAGAAGUAAAAGAGAACCUGGAAAAGCACGCUCAUAUGCAAAGCUGUGCAGUGAAUACCGCAAGUUUGUGAGAAAUGGAAAACUCUUUUGCACCAGAGAGAAUGACCCCAUCCAGGGCCCAGAUGGGAAAAUACAUGGCAACACCUGCUCCAUGUGUGCGGCUUUCUUCCAAGCAGAAGAAAAAGAAAAGAAAAAGAAGGAAGGUGAAUCUAAAAAUAAAAGGCAAUCUGAGAAUACAUCUUCCUUUGAGGAGAUGUGCAGGAAAUACCGCAAAUCCAGGAAGAAUGGACAGCUUUUUUGCACUAGAGAGAAUGACCCCAUCCAGGGCCCAGAUGGGAAUAUGCAUGGCAACAUCUGCUUCAUGUGUGAGGCUCUCUUUCGACAAGAAGAAAGAGCAAGAGCAAAGGCUAAAAGAGAAACUGCAAAGGAGCUGUGCAGUGAAUACCGUAACUAUGUGAGGAACGGACAUCUUCCCUGCACCAGAGAGAAUGACCCCAUCCAGGGCCCAGAUGGGAAAAUCCAUGGCAACACCUGCUCCAUGUGUGAGGCCUUCUUCCAGCAAGAAGCAAAAGAAAAAGAAGCUGAAUCCAGAAGAGCUAAGAGAGAAGCUGAAAAGGAUACAUGCAGUGAAUUUCGGAGCCUUCUGAAAAAUGGAAGUCUUUUCUGCACUCGAGAAAAUGAUCCUGUGCGUGGCCCAGAUGGCAAGACCCAUGGCAACAAGUGCUCCAUGUGCAAAGAAGUCCUCCAGAAAGAAGAUGAAGAAAGAAAGAGAAAAGAAAAGAAACAUCAGAGAAACACUGCAGAGAAUGGUUCCAAACAUUUCGCAAAAGGGAAAGCUCAGGACCAAUGUGCUGAGUAUUGGGAACAAAUGAAAAAUGGACCACUCAGCUGUACUCGGGAGCGUGAUCCUGUACGCGAUGAAAAUGGCAAACCAUACAACAAUAAGUGUACCAUGUGUAAAGAGAAACUGCAAAGAGAAGCAGAGGAAAAAAAUAAGACUUCUGGCUACAGAUCAAAUGGGAAUGAAUCAGCAUUAGGAAAGGAUAUAUGUGAUGAGUUUAGAAGUCAAAUGAAAAAUGGACAACUUACUUGCACCCGAGAAAGUGACCCCGUCCAGGGUCCAGAUGGCAAGACAUAUAGCAACAAGUGUGCUAUGUGUAAGGAAAAACUGGGAAGGGAAGCAGCCGAAAGAAAAAUGAAAGCGCAGGUCUACGUGAGAAACACAGCCGAAAAGAACAAUGGAAAAGAGGAUCAGUGUCGUGAAUUCUGGAACAUGGUGAGAGACGGAAAGCUUAUCUGCAACAGAAAAAUCGACCCUGUUCAAGAUCCAUAUGGCAAGAUGCACAUCAACAAGUGUGCUAUGUGUCAGAGCAUCUUUGAGCAAGAAGCUAGUGAAAGAGAAAAGAAUAAAGAAGAAAAAUCAAGUGUCAAGCCCUCAAAUGAUGUAAAGGAUGAGUGCUGUAACUUUCGGGAGUAUGUGAGGAAUGACGAGCUCAUGCGUACUCGAGAGAAUGACCCUGUGCGUGGUACUGAUGGAAAGUUAUAUAAAAGCAAGUGCUGCAUGUGCAGAAUUACCUUUCAAAAAGAAGCUUUGGAAAGGACAAGAAUUCGAGAAAAGCCAUCCCACGUUAGAUCUUCUGAAGAGGAAGACAGCCCAGAUUCCUCCAUUUCUUCUCUGAACUCUGAGAUGUGCAGACCGUACCGAGUAUUACCCAGGAUGGGUUACCUUUGUCCAAAGAAUUUACAGCCUGUCUGUGGUGAUGAUGGCCAGACAUACAACAAUCCUUGCAGGCUCUGUCACGAAAAUCUAAUACGCCAAACUAAUACACGCAUACGCAGUGAAGGAAGGUGUGAGGAGAAGAGCAACCCAGAAACAACAGCUCUCAGAGUGCCAGCAUCUGUCAAAUGAUGAAAGAGUUGGUGAAAGCCAUGAGGGAAAAUGUGUAUCCCAAUUCUGAAUCGCCUACCUUCACCAUCUGUAUAUACAAAGAAUUCUUCAGAGCUCAUCUUAUUUACUAUAGAAAACAAUACAGAACUGUUGGGGGAAUGGACUCACUGACUUUCAGUCUUUUCCAUCUCUUUCCUCCUAGAUUCUGUGAUCUGAGGGCACAGAGACAUCUUCAUCCAGUCUGUGCUAUGGAAACCUCCUGAUCACAAUGCUGUCUGUCCAACUGCUUGUUCAAUAAAAGUAAACCCCGCAGAAAGCCAUUUCUGGGAUUUCUUUGUCACUGCCUGGAUAAUAGGAACUUGUUUUUGCAGAAGCUGAAUGAACUCUACCUUUUUGUUUUUCUAAGCCUA